AGCUGUCCAGGGCUGGUCCACAGGGUUGGUAACUAUUCGUUGGCUUCUCUUGUAGAAAACUGUGCUUGGGCCAUGUCACAGAAUGAACACUGUCAGGACUCCGGUGAAUACUUCUCAGCCGCCACUCUGGGAUACUUCAAGAAUGACACGGAUGAUAACCCUGACGUCCGAGAGGACAGCCUGGGGGAUGAGGUCUUUGACACCGUCAACUCCUCCAUUGUGUCUGGCGAGAGCAUCCGUUUUUUUGUCAAUGUCAACCUUGAAGUGCAGCCUUCCAAAUCUGACAUAGAAGCUGCAACUGGAGGCUGCGUGCUCUUACACACCUCCCGCAAGUAUCUGAAAUUAAAGAACUUCGAGGAAGAGGUCCGUGCACACCGCGACCUGGAUGGCUUCCUGGCCCAGGCCAGCAUCAUCCUGAAUGAGACAGCUACCUCACUGGAUGAUGUGCUCCGAACUAUGCUAAACCGCUUUGCCCAGGACCCCAACCAUGCAGAGCCUGACUGUGACCUGGACCUGCUCAUGGCUAAGCUCUUUACAGAUGCUGGGGGCCCCAUGGAGAGUAAAGUCCACCUGCUGUCAGAUACCAUCCAGGGAGUGACCGCCACUGUCAGAGGGCUGCAGUACGAGCAGUCAUGGCUCUGCAUCGUCUGUACCAUGAAGUCCCUACAGAAACGGCAUGUGUGUAUCAGCCGCCUGGUUCGGCCACAGAACUGGGGGGAAAACUCCUGUGAGGUUCGCUUUGUCAUCCUGGUGCUGGCCCCACCCAAGAUGAAAAGCACCAAGACUGCGAUGGAGGUGGCACGCACAUUCGCCACCAUGUUCUCCGACAUCACCUUCCGCCAGAAGCUCCUGAAGACCCGCACAGAGGAAGAGUUCAAGGAGGCUUUGGUGCACCAGAGACAGCUGCUCACCAUGAUGAUGCCAAGAGCAGCCGGGCACAGCAUGAGCUCCCUCCAUACUCACAGACACCCUCGGCCCCCGAAAUGCAAGGACUUUUUCCCAUUUGGGAAAGGCAUCUGGGUGGACAUCAUGCGCAGGUUCCCUGUGUACCCGCUGGACUUCACGGAUGGCAUCAUUGGGAAAGGCAAGACUGUCGGCAAAUAUGUCACCACCACGCUCUUCCUCUACUUCGCCUGCCUCUUACCGACCAUUGCUUUUGGAUCCCUCAACGAUGAGAACACAAACGGGGCCAUCGAUGUGCAGAAGACCAUAGCAGGACAGAGCAUCGGAGGCCUCUUGUAUGCACUGUUCUCUGGGCAGCCCCUGGUGAUCCUGUUGACAACCGCGCCCCUGGCCAUCUACACCCAGGUGAUCCGGGUCAUCUGUGAUGACUACAACCUGGACUUCAAUGCCUUCUAUGCGUGGACAGGCCUGUGGAACAGCUUCUUCCUUGCGCUUUAUGCCUUCCUCAACCUCAGCCUGCUUAUGAAUCUCUUUAAGAGGUCAACGGAGGAGAUCAUUGCUCUGUUCAUUUCCAUCACGUUUGUGCUGGACGCUGUCAAGGGCAUGGUCAAAAUCUUCUGGAAGUACUACUAUGGCCACCACUACCACACAAAAAGGACUUCCUCCUUGGCGAGCCUGUUGGGCGUUAGCAGAAGCCCCAACACCAGUCUCCACACUGCACUCAACACCAGCUUCUUGGCCAGCCCCAUAGAGAUGACCACAGCCAGCAGCCCCAGCAGUACACACUCCAACCAGGCUACUGCAGUGCUCAGCCUCCUCAUCAUGCUGGGCACACUCUGGCUGGGCUACACCCUCUACCAGUUCAAGAAAAGCCCCUACCUGCACCCAUGUGUGCGUGAGACCCUGUCCGACUGUGCCCUGCCUAUCGCCGUGCUCUCCUUCUCCCUCAUCAGCUCCUAUGGCUUCCAGGAAAUUGAGAUGAGCAAGUUCCGGUACAACCCCAGCGAGAGCCUUUUUGAGGUGGCACAGAUCCACUCUCUGUCCUUCAAGGCCAUCAGCAGUGCCAUGGGUCUCGGCUUCCUGCUCUCCUUGCUUUUCUUCAUUGAGCAGAACCUGGUGGCCGCCCUGGUCAAUGCACCAGAGAACAGGCUGGUGAAGGGCACUGCCUAUCACUGGGACCUCCUGCUGCUUGCCAUCAUCAAUACGGGGCUGUCUCUGUUUGGGCUACCCUGGAUCCACGCCGCCUAUCCCCAUUCCCCUCUGCAUGUGCGGGCACUGGCCUUAGUGGAGGAACGUGUGGAGAAUGGGCACAUUUAUGAAACGAUUGUGAAUGUAAAGGAGACUCGGCUGACGGCGCUGGGUGCCAGUGUCCUGGUGGGGCUGUCCCUGCUGCUCCUUCCAUUCCCGCUGCAGUGGAUCCCCAAGCCCGUGCUCUAUGGACUCUUCCUCUACAUUGCGCUGACCUCCCUGGACGGCAACCAGCUCUUCUCACGUGUAGCCCUGCUGCUCAAGGAGCAAACGUCAUACCCACCCACACACUACAUCCGGAGAGUGCCCCAAAGGAAGAUCCACUACUUCACAGGCCUGCAGAUUCUGCAGCUGCUUCUGCUCUGUGCGUUCGGCAUGAGCUCCCUGCCCUACAUGAAGAUGGUCUUUCCGCUCAUCAUGAUUGCCAUGAUCCCAAUCCGCUACAAUCUGCUACCCCGAAUCAUUGAAGCCAAGUACUUGGAUGUCAUGGAUGCCGAGCACAGGCCCUGACCUGCACCAGCCUCCCCAUCCUUCAGGCCUGCUCCGUGGCAAUGUGUGGGGAGUAUGAUCUGCUGUGGCUCCAGCCCGUCCUCAUUGCUGUCUUGUGGCCUAAAGCCCCUUGGCGUUGUGGUUUUCAGAGGUGUGUGAUCACCUCUCGCCCCAUCAACAUUUAGUUUGGGGUCAGAAACACUGUCGGCGUGGGGCUAAGAAGAGUGGAUAUUCUUUUGAUAAAAGAGUUGAUGCCCAGGAGAGAGCCCAUUUCCUUGAUUGUAUAAGGAACUCGAUUGUGCACAUUAGUGAAUAAAAGUCUUGUUUCUAUGCUUUAA
Molecule: messenger RNA, 2978 nt
Organism: Rattus rattus (black rat)
Lineage: Eukaryota; Metazoa; Chordata; Mammalia; Rodentia; Muridae
Gene: Slc4a11
Product: solute carrier family 4 member 11
Exons: 18
Coding region: 73-2661 (862 amino acids)
Biological process (GO): monoatomic anion transport; transmembrane transport; monoatomic ion homeostasis
Cellular component (GO): plasma membrane; basolateral plasma membrane
Molecular function (GO): solute:inorganic anion antiporter activity
Source: RefSeq, a predicted model, not a curated record